GUAUCCGCAACCUAUUCACGCUUUGCGGCAUUGUCACUCCAACCGAGGCUUGGCUUCUUGUAUACAAGCAGUGCUGCGGUCUUCUUUUGUCACUUUCAUUUCGAUUCCAUCCAAUUACUAACGUUGUGUACCACACGCGAUGGAGCCAACCACUCGCUGGUAGACAUGUGGACAAUGUGUUUCUUUCCAUUGGUCUUCGGGAUAUUCGAGAGGAAGGCCUUGCACAGAGGGCAUGAGUGAAGGGUCACGCCUUCCUCCAGGACACGAGGACCACGACGGUAUAAGAGUUGAAGGGUGGAGCAAGUUAUAAGUAGUUCUUUGUUUACAGAGUGAAUAAGGCAUCGGAGUACAUCGAUAUUAUUGUAUGUCAACUUGAUGUAUACCGCUACUCUCCUCUCUCUACUAGCCCUGUCUACCGGGACCUGGGCAAGUUACAAUGCGAACCUGAACUAUCGCAGCCCUUCGACCCGACACACCCGCAUGGGAAUUGACGUCGACUCCGUUCACCGUCGGAGUCUCGCUAAGCGUGAUAAGCCCCGAUUCCAUCCCUCUCAGCUGAACUUCACCCACGGUGUAGCUUCUGGGGACCCCUAUGCGGACAGUGUGAUUCUCUGGACUCGUGUCGCUCCGUCCCUGGAGUCUGACAUGAGUGAAGUCACCGUGUCAGGGACGGUGGGAUUGUAUAGCCAUAACACCGAGUCGUACAUCAAGGCCUCGGCACACCCUAUCUGUGUCGACUAUCGGGUGUAUGAGGAUAAAGAGCGUCAUCAGGUUGUCGAUAAAGGUCGAGCUUAUACUACCAGCGAUAUCGAUUAUACCCUAAAGGUUGAAGCCACCGGGCUUAAACCUUUCACCACCUACUGGUACCAGUUCCAAAUCUGCAAUUCAAAUAUCACCAGUCCAAUAGGAAGAACCAAGACUGCCCCAGGCCCUGAUGAUGCAACGGAAGAAAUCAAGCUGGCUGUUUAUUCCUGCAGUAACUACCCAUCCGGAUAUUUCAACGCCUAUGGAAAUGUCGUCCGGAAAGACAGCGUCGACUACGUGCUUCACCUCGGAGACUAUAUUUACGAAACCAGAAACGGUAUCGUCGGGACGGAAGAACGAGCUGUUCUUCCCGAGAGGGAUAUAUUCACUCUCUACGAUUAUCGCACUCGACUUGGAUUUUAUCGCACCGAUCUGGAUCUUGUCGCAUCACACCAGAACUUUGCUUGGAUUCCUGUCUGGGAUGACCAUGAAAUCGCCGACAACGGCUACAGAGAUGGCUCCAGCCAUCUGAACAAUACGGAAGAGUCAUUCCGCAAUGACGGGCCCCAUGUCAGUGUUGAUCAGCGCAAGAUGAACGCCGUCCGGGCGUAUUUCGAGUGGAUGCCUCUUCGUCAAGUUGACAUGGAUGACGGCCUCCGCAUUUGGCGCUCGUUCAAGAUGGGAAACCUUUUUGACUUGAUUAUGCUGGAUACACGUCAUUACGAUCGCAGCAUUACAGAUCUAUCUAAUCUUCCAGACUGGAAUACCAAGUACAUCGAAGAGAUCCAGAACGAUGCCGGUCGGACCUUGAUGGGCGGCCGUCAAGAGACAUGGUUCGAGAAGCAGCUGACAGCUUCAAAUGCCCGUAGAGCCAAGUGGCGUAUCAUCGGGAGCCAAGUUCGCUUCGCCCGACUUGGAAAGGAGACCAAUGGAAAGGUUACCUAUAAUAUGGAUGCUUGGGAGGGCUACCGCGCGAACCAAAAUCGUACCCUGAAACACCUGUAUGACAACAAUAUCGGCAAUAAUAUCAUGAUUGCGGGUGACACGCAUGUUAACUGGGUGAGCGACAUUGCCUGGAUCGGUGAGAAACCAUAUGACAACAGGACUGGUGCCGGUAGCAUCGGCGUCGAGUUCGCAGGCACCGCAGUGAGCAGCACUGGCUUUGGGGGUACCAUCAGUAGUGCUGAGAAGAUCGCUGCUUCAUAUGCGGCCAACGACGAUCUGCAGUGGAAUGAGGGAUACUACCGUGGGUAUUUUGAGCUGCACCUGAGACAGGACGAGGUGGAGGCGAAAUAUUUUGGAUGCCCUACUGUGGCUACCCGGAAUAGCUGGGAACUUCCCCUAGCCAAUUUCACCGUCAAGCAUGGUGAUAGCCACCUGACUCGACCGAUUGCCGGGGGACAUGUAGAAGCGGGUUAUAUCCACCAAGGUGAAGUGAAGCACAGUAACCUGACCCUUAAUACUGAGACCGGGCAGUGGCAGGUGGUAGGGUUUGACCAGAUGUUCGUUGCGUAA
Aspergillus alliaceus is the source of this 2259-nucleotide messenger RNA. Its product is annotated as alkaline phosphatase D family protein. The record is from RefSeq and is a predicted model, not a curated record. The transcript has 10 exons. Bases 376 to 2259 code for a protein of 627 amino acids. Lineage: Eukaryota; Fungi; Ascomycota; Eurotiomycetes; Eurotiales; Aspergillaceae.